GAGAAAGGACCACAUUAAGGACAGAAUGGGGGUGAGGAGGACAGGGCACUCCAAGGAAAAGGUGAAAGUCAAUGCAGCAACAGAUACAUUGAGGAAGCUAAAGAGAGAGAGAGCGAGGGAGUGAUGGGAAAGUAUGUGUGGAGGAGGUAGACACCAGGGGGAGGAGGUUUCAUUCCCCUCUCACUUUCUCAGGACUUCCCUCUCUGGACACUGCUGCUGAGUGCCUUCUCCACAGAGCCGAACUCUUCCAUAUCUGGAGCUGGAUUUGGACAAACAGUGAAGUGGACUGAAUCGGAUCGGACAACAACGCGAAACCUUUGUUUAACUUAUUUUUUGCAAAUAAAUGAUUUAUUUGCUGUAUGGGGGUUUUUGUGGACCUAAGGAAUACAAUCUCAUCUGAGAGAAAAACAAACAGCGGAAGAAAAGAUGGACGGGUGGUGAUUAACAACACAUAAGUCAUCUUUAAAAAACAUUUUGGACAUUUCUGCUUUGCUCCAAUGGCAAUCUGUUUUACAUUUUUUUUUUAUUCUAUUGUGAGUAGAUGUAACGCAAACUAAAGUCAAAUAGUCCUCAGCUUGCAGAAAAAGUAUGUUUUGAUGCUGAGCUGAGUUGUCAGACUCUGCCAGCAGUCAGCUCAUAUAAUGGGGUUAUUUAAUGAUACCUGCUAAUGUACGCUUACUCCUGUAUAGCAUGGAAGAUGAGAGGUCAUAGAUAUUUUUUAUCUAAUGUUCUGUUUCUCAACAAGUCCGCUGUGCUGGCCUCGACUUUCUCAAGCCUAAUGGGUGCAAAAUCCUGAAAAUGGACACAGAGGCUGCACCACAUUCUUUGCUUUCCCCAAAGGACGUAUUCCUCUAAAACCAAAAUGUGAUCCCUGAGUGUAAACUAUGACGUGAGGACUGAUAAUAGCUGUUUGGAUUAAGAGGGUGAGCAACAACUUGUGUCUUUAUCAGCCUGAGCUCCUGAGUGCGGGAGCAGGAGAAAAGUGACUGUAAACGUCUCUUUUUAAUGCUCUGUAAUAAAUGGCCGGUGACACAACCCCAGUUUUCCCUCGUGGGUUUAGAGAGGGAGGUUUUCCAUAUAUGUCGCCUUCAAACUAUUCUCCACGUCAGCAUCCGUGUUGACAUUAGAGCAGCCGUCGUCCAGCUCCUUGGCCCUGGUCUCAUGCCGAACACAAACCCAUGAAGACACUUAUCAACCUGACUGAUCCCUGAUCACCUCUGUAUCAAACACUUGUUGACUUGACUCUCCUGGCCCAGCUUUCCUGGGGAUAGCCCGGGCCUCUUUUCUGUGUCUCCCUGGGACAAGACCGUCUUGUGCAGGCUUGGCCCAUAGUGGGCUCUCCUGUCCUAUAGAGUCAUGGGGAUCCAGGGCAUGGAGCUGUUUGCCAUCGGCGUGGUCAUCAUCCUGUUCAUGGCAGUUCUGAAGCAGUUUGGUAUCUUGGAGCCCAUGUCCUCAUUUGAAGAUGACAGCAGCGACAGCGAUUUGGAGCUGUCGACUGUGCGUCACCAGCCGGAGGGGCUGGACCAGCUGCAGGCUCAGACCAAGUUCACCAGGAAGGAGCUCCAGUCUCUGUAUCGGGGCUUCAAAAAUGAGUGUCCCAGUGGAAUGGUGGAUGAGGAGACGUUCAAGACCAUCUAUUCUCAGUUCUUCCCCCAAGGAGAUGCAACCACCUACGCUCACUUCCUGUUCAACGCAUUCGACAUCGACAGAAACGGGUCGAUCCGCUUUGAGGACUUUGUCAUCGGCCUGUCAGUGUUGCUCAGAGGUUCAGUCACUGAGAAGCUCAACUGGGCCUUUAACCUCUACGACAUUAAUAGGGACGGCUACAUCACCAAAGAGGAGAUGCUGGCCAUCAUGAAGUCCAUCUACGACAUGAUGGGGAGUUACACGUACCCGUGUGUGCGAGACGAAGCCCCCUAUGAACAUGUCGACAAGUUCUUCCAGAAAAUGGAUAAAAACAGAGACGGCGUGGUGACCAUUGAAGAGUUCAUUGAGACCUGUCAGAAGGACGAGAACAUCAUGAAUUCCAUGCAGCUGUUUGAGAACGUGAUAUAACCAAUGAAGAUGCUCUCAGGUUUUUUUCCCCAUUGGCUCAAAUGAACACACGUGAACACUGCACCCCACACACCACACCUCACACUCCACACUGACAUCCCUGCACAUAAUGUAGCCACUGUAAAGAUACAGAAACAAGACAUUUUAUUCUAUUCGGACUGCUGCACUCUUUUAGCUGAAUGUUGCUUUUGGGAUAAAAAUGACUGUUGCAGACAGACAAAGAGCUUCCAGUGUAAAUUCCCAAAUAUCCACAUGAUGUGUUGUUGUGUGUCCAAC
Labrus bergylta (ballan wrasse) is the source of this 2331-nucleotide messenger RNA. The record is from RefSeq and is a predicted model, not a curated record. Lineage: Eukaryota; Metazoa; Chordata; Actinopteri; Labriformes; Labridae.